UUUCGUGAUCCCACAUCUUCGUUAUCCUCCCUCCUCUCUCUCUCUCUCUCUCUCAACCGCCUUUCUCCUUUUAUUCUCCGCCAAAUCCCUCUGUCCGUCGCUUACUGUGAAAUCCGUUUAAACAAAUCUCACACUGCUGCUUCGCUUGCGAUACGAGAACCGCACUCGUCACUUCCGGCAGCUUUGUUUCUCGACACCAGCAUUUAUUCUUCUUUUAGUUUCUGUAAUUCAAUUUGGUGAAUUGAAAAUUUUAGGGUUUGGAGAGGCAUGAGGCUGGAGGAUGAGAUUGUACCGUUUCAUAGAAGCGGAAAAAGAGGAGAGGAAGAAUAUGUAGGAGGAGAAGAAGAGGAGGAGGUUUCUUCUAUAGAUGCUGGGUUUUUUCCCCCUCCUCCUCAUAAUGCUCUUCCUGUCCAGAGAAACGUUGUUGUUGGUUACGCUCUUACCUCCAAGAAAGUUAAGAGCUUCUUGCAGCCAAAGCUCGAGGGUUUAGCUAGGAAAAAAGGUAUAUUAUUUGUUGCAAUUGAUCAAAAUAGGCCCCUUUCAGAACAAGGCCCUUUUGACAUAGUGUUGCAUAAGCUAACUGGAAAGGAGUGGCUACAGAUUCUUGAGGACUACAGAAGGACUUAUCCAGAAGUCACUAUUCUUGAUCCUCCAGAUGCUAUUCAACAUUUACACAAUCGCCAGUCUAUGCUUCAGUGUGUUGCUGAUAUGAAUCUUUCGAACUCCUACGGUAAAGUAGAUAUUCCCCGGCAAUUAGUCAUCAAAAAAGAUGCAGCAUGCAUCCCUGAUGCAGUCACAAAUGCUGGGCUGAUGCUACCAAUUGUUGCGAAGCCACUAGUUGCAGAUGGGAGUGCGAAGUCGCAUGAAUUAUCACUUGCUUAUGAUCAGAACUCCCUUCAGAAACUCGAACCUCCCCUAGUUCUUCAGGAGUUUGUUAACCAUGGAGGUGUUCUCUUCAAAGUUUAUAUUGUAGGAGAGACUAUUAAGGUGGUCCGGAGGUUCUCUUUACCUGAUGUCUGUAAACGGGAACUCUGCAAUAGUGCAGGUGUCUUCCGUUUUCCACGUGUUUCUUGUGCCGCAGCAUCUGCAGAUGGUGCUGAUCUGGAUCCUGGUGUUGCUGAGCUUCCACCACAACCAUUGCUAGAGAAACUUUCAAAGGAACUUCGUCGCCGACUGGGUCUGCGGCUGUUUAAUUUGGAUAUAAUCCGAGAGCAUGGGACCAGAGAUCAAUUUUAUGUCAUUGACAUCAACUACUUUCCUGGAUAUGGGAAAAUGCCGGAAUACGAGCAUAUAUUUACAGACUUCCUUUUGAGUCUGGGGCAUAGUGAAUACAAGAAAAGAUCCUUCUAGGAACUGUUGGGAUUGUUUUGACAUAAAAGCAUAAUGUAGUUCCUGCCAUUGGCUGGAGGAGGGCAUGUGCAGAAUGCAAAGGGUCCCAACCUUCGACCUCUGUAACUAAUGACUUGCUGGUAGGACCACAAUGCUCACAUCUUCCUGAACCUCAGCGCUGGAUCAAUUCCCUGUCGUUCGGAGGUUUUAUGAGCAGUUGGUGAAUUGUUAGCAGACCCCAUCUCUUAUUGUCUAUAUAGGCAUUCCUUUUGGAGGAGCAUCCCGCUGACAUGUACUUUAGAACUUGUAAAAUAUUAGAUCUUACAUGUUUCUUCUAACCCAAGUUGCUAUUUACGUUUUUUGAUUCCUGCUGUUAUAGAAUUAGAAUGCAGGUAGCUGGUCAUGUUACAAGGUCAAAGCUUAAUGAUUUUGGUUUUCACAAAAUGGGCAUGUAGUUGCGAAUAUUAUAUUGAGUUUUAUUGUAAAAUGAAUUCAAUUUACAAGGGAUAAAA
Messenger RNA from Manihot esculenta (cassava), 1841 nucleotides. RefSeq names its product inositol-tetrakisphosphate 1-kinase 3. NCBI's taxonomy places the organism in Eukaryota, Viridiplantae, Streptophyta, Magnoliopsida, Malpighiales, Euphorbiaceae. Gene Ontology annotation, cellular component: cytoplasm. Bases 268 to 1350 code for a protein of 360 amino acids. The record is from RefSeq and is a predicted model, not a curated record. Gene Ontology annotation, biological process: inositol trisphosphate metabolic process. Gene Ontology annotation, molecular function: magnesium ion binding; inositol-3,4,5,6-tetrakisphosphate 1-kinase activity; ATP binding. The transcript has 11 exons.